Leishmania mexicana MHOM/GT/2001/U1103 is the source of this 1449-nucleotide messenger RNA. RefSeq lists its product as hypothetical. The transcript has a single exon. Bases 1 to 1449 code for a protein of 482 amino acids. Gene Ontology annotation, molecular function: protein binding. Lineage: Eukaryota; Euglenozoa; Kinetoplastea; Trypanosomatida; Trypanosomatidae. The record is from RefSeq and is a predicted model, not a curated record.
AUGAACAGUUUACGGCGAUCACGUAGAGAGGAGCGAGAGCAAACACGCCAAUCCAGCACCAGUCCAAGCGGGGCCGUCGAGGCAGUGCUUCGCUUUGCCGCCGCCGACGAUAAGACCAACCGCGGCGCUGGCAGUCGUGCUAAGACUGACCGCGUCGCCAGCGAGCACAAGACUGAGCAGUGCAUCGCACUAAUAGACUACCACGCGCUCGACGACGACGAGAUCAGCUUCAGGGCCGGCGAUGUGAUCAACGUAACAGAGAAGGGGACUGCCUCUGGGUUCUGGGUGGGCUACGUGGCCACCCCGGUCUCUCCCGCGCUCGCUGCGGCCGAGCUCAGUGACGCGCAGGAGAGUAGCUCUCUCUCGCACUCCCCCAGUGCCUCUCUGCAGUUGCCACAACCCCAGCAGCGCUGCACGCGCGGCCUCUUCCCGAACUGCCUCGUCACUUCCAACAUGCGCCUCAAGCACUCUUUGUCACACUACGCCUUGCAGAAUGUUGCGCUGUGCCUGUACGCAUACCAGGCCACCAGCGAUGGCGAAAUGUCGUUCGCCCACGGCGACGUGAUCACGGCGGUGCGGCCCAGCUCUUCACCAGGGUGGUGGUACGGCGUCAAAAGCAGCGGGCCCGCGUGGGUGGCACCGGGCGCGGCUGCCCCAAACCGUUUUGUCGAUCCGGCAGCCGCCACCGAUUCCUCUGCGUCCCGCGCAGCCCGAAACACAAAGGCGACGAUGGAUGCAGCGCCGCAAGAGGGCACCACCGCUCCGGCUGGUGACGGAAAAGAUGAGGCGCAUCUUUUUCCUACAAACUUCGUGACGUGUGACGUAGUACAGGCCAAUUUCAGCUUUGCCGGUCGCCAGCCGCACGAGCUGAGCUGUAAGGUCGGCGAUAUUAUUCAGGUGCAUCGCCGUUGGAACGAUGGCUGGUGGGAAGGUUCCCUGCGCGGCCGCCGCGGCAUCUUCCCGAGUAACUACACCAUCCCUAAUAUCACCACAACAGCGCCCCCACUCUUUUGCGCGCGAUGCCGCACCGUCUACGCGUCUAGCAUCUUCUACUCGGCAUGCGCCACAUGCAUGGCGGAGGAGCGGGUCGAGGAUGCGAUGAUGCAGGCUGUGGAAGCGUACGUGCGCGGCGAGACAACAGAGCUCGACCUCUUCGCCAACGUCGAUAUCGACCUACACACGCCGUCAGAGGCAUCCUCUGCCAAGGACGGUGAAGUCAGCGUUGACGGAGCCUUUAGGCAGUCUUCUCUUGCGGCUAACCACGACGACUCGCGCAGCUUGACACGAGGCCUCAGCACAGUCAUCCCCAGCACCUGCAAUGACGGAGGCACCUCUCGUCGGCCCCAGCGCCGGCGCGGCGAUAGCAGACCGUCUGAGGCUCGCGCUUCGCUGCUCACGGAGAAGGACACGGCUGACUUGGCCUCCAACCGGGUGAAGCUGAUGGAGUGA